Trichechus manatus latirostris (Florida manatee) is the source of this 780-nucleotide messenger RNA. It is a transcript of the gene BPIFA1, whose product is annotated as BPI fold containing family A member 1. Bases 1 to 780 code for a protein of 259 amino acids. Gene Ontology annotation, molecular function: lipid binding. The transcript has 7 exons. NCBI's taxonomy places the organism in Eukaryota, Metazoa, Chordata, Mammalia, Sirenia, Trichechidae. Gene Ontology annotation, biological process: immune response in nasopharyngeal-associated lymphoid tissue; surfactant homeostasis; negative regulation of single-species biofilm formation in or on host organism. The record is from RefSeq and is a predicted model, not a curated record.
AUGUUUCAAAUUGAGGGCCUCAUUGUCUUCUGCGGGCUGCUGGCCCAAACCAACGCCCUGCUUGAAGGUCUGCCCCUGUCCCUACGCCCGGCUGUGCCCCUGACCCAGUCUCUGCCCCUGAACCCGGUUCUGCCCUCAAUUCCGACAGAUCUUGCUGGAAGCUUGACAAGUGCUCUCACCAAUGGCCUGCUCUCCGGGGACCUGCUGGGCAUUCUCAAAAACCUUCCACUCUUGGACAUCCUGAAGGCUAGAGGAGACAACUCUGGUGGCCUGGCUGGGGGCCUUCUUGGAAGAGUGACUUCAGUGGUCCCUCUCCUGAACAACCUCAUAGAAGUGACAGUCACUGAUCCCCAGCUUCUGGAACUUGACCUUGUACAGACUCCUGAUGGCCACCGUCUCUAUGUCACCAUCCCUCUGGGCCUGGUCCUCAACGUAAAGAUGGCCUUGAUCAGAAGUCUGUUGAGGCUGGAUGUGAAGCUGAACAUCACUGCAGAACUCUUAACUGCAAAAGAUGAGCAGGGGAAGACCCACCUGAUCCUUGGUGACUGUACUCACUUUCCUGACAGCCUGAAAAUCUCCCUGCUUGAUAGAAAUGCCCCUCUCCCUGUUCAAAGCCUUGUUGACAGCCUCACUGGGAUCUUGGACAAUGUUCUUCCUGAGCUGGUGCAUGGCAAGGUGUGCCCUCUGGUCAAUGGGAUUCUCGGCAGCCUGGAUGUCACCCUGCUGUAUGACAUUACCCAUAAGCUGAUCCAUGGACUGGAAUUUGUCAUCAAGGUCUAA